UGAAAGACAAUUAUGUGAAUUGAACAGAUAUAUAUUUACAGUUUAAAUCGGUUGUUCUCCGCUUUGAUAAAUCGACUCUUUUUAGAGGAAAUUAUGGCCUAAGAUCAGAAUUCAAGGAAACCACGCAAUUUUUGGCCAUGGCUCAAGACAUAAAAUUGACGGGAAGUCCCAAUAAAAGGGAUGAACGAUACUCUGAUUCAAUUGACAUUAGCCAUGGAACCGUUAGAAUUGAGGCUGACGACGUAACAACUGGCAAGAAAUACUGCGGUGUUCGGAUUCCAACAUGGGUACCGGCGGAAAUGAAAGAGGUUUUUAACCUCUCCUGGACCAUGGUUGUCCUCUUUAUUCUUAACGUGAUUCAGCAGUCUAUAAGUAUCCUCUUCUCCGGGCACCUCGGCGACAAGGAAUUGGGCGGUGUGUCUCUCGCGAACACCGUGAUUAAAGUUGCAGCGGUGACAAUUGGGAAUGGACUUGCAACGGCAUGCGAUACACUUUUUUCACAGACUUACGGGAGUGGAAACAUGAAACAGGUCGGAAUGUACCUACAGAGGAGUUGGGUUAUCAUCACCUUGUCUGUAUUCCCUUGCAUCGCUAUUCUUCUCAACACAAAUGGAAUAUUAAGAUUAGCUGGCCAGGACCCGAAGGUGGCGGAGAUCGCAGAUGGUUUCUGUUUGGUGAUGCUACCAGCUAUAUUCGCGAACCAUUGGUACACGAUUCUAUCAAGAUACAUCAGAAACCAGGGCAUCAUCUACCCUCUACUUGCGAUGGGUAUUAUCUCACUCGGGAUCAACGCUUUGGCCCAGUAUCUCUUAAUUCAAGUCCUUGAUCUUGGAACCACGGGUUCCGGUUUGGCGAUGGGAUUGGGUAUGUUCGCCCAGUUCGUUUUGGUCCUGUCUUAUAUCCUAAUAUCGAAGAUGUACAAGGUGACUUGGGGAGGCUUGACCAUGGAACUUUUCCAAAGCUGGGGCCCUUUCCUAAAUCUGGCUAUAUUUGGUUUGCUCAACGUUAACCUGCUGUGGCUUGGAUUCGAAGUCGGUACGAUAGUUGCAGGGACUUUGGGUGACGUUCAGCUCGGGGCCCAGUCCAUCAUAUUCCAGUUGGAGAUGAUCACGUAUUGCUUUGCUAUAGGUACGGGCAUUGGAGGAAACAUUCGAGUUGGGCAACUCCUUGGGGCAAAUAAACCACUGCAUGCAAAGAGAGCAGUCAAGGCCAUUUACAUGAUUGUCCUUAUGCAGUCUGUGGUCGUUGUGAUCGUACUUCUAAGCCUGAAAGAUGUCAUCCCACUUGCAUUUUCGAACAGCCCCGAGAUCAUCAAACUAUCUUCAGAUAUGAUCCCAAUCCUUGCAUUGUAUACUGCAUUCGAUCAAAUGUGUGGUUCCUCAUCAGGAAUUCUUCGCGGAUGUGGGCGACAGGGCACGGCAGCUCUAAUAAUCUUCGUUGGGAUGUACAUAGUAGGCCUGCCGGUAGGGAUUUCACUGAUGUUGAUGACUGACCUCGGGACGGCGGGGUUUUGGUGGGGCGUCACCUGUUCUAUGGUUCUACAGUCGAUAGCCUUUUUCGUGGUAGUGAUGAGGACAGAUUGGGAAGGAGAAGCAGAAAAGGCACAAAUAAGAGCAGGGUUGAAGAGCAAAUCUGCGCCCACUCAAACAAAGGAAUUCUUGUAUGAAGAUAGUGAAACUACUGCGCUUAUAUCAGAUGUUCCGAAGCAGACACCGAUUCUAAGACAGCGCCACUUUACGGGCGAAUACGAUACAAGCCAGCCGGAUAUUGCGAAACUUACUCAGCUUGCACCAAAAAAGUUAGCACCCCACGAAUUGAUAUUCCGGCGCGGACUGGCGAUUCUUACUUGCUUUGUCAUUCUAUUCAUUGGAUUAUUCUGUAGAUUUACUUUUACGUUUGACCAUGAAACAAUUAUUGAUGCCUCAGUUCUGUGCAUUUCCCCGGACUCUAACCAGACCUACCCUAUAAAUGGGACGACCUUUGGGCGAAAUAUCACUGCGCUGAAUAUUUCCCUUCCAUUGUGCAACAGCAGUGUUGUUUAAAAUUGAGCUCUAAUUGGGCGUCUAAGACAUUUCGAAACUGGUUGUUGACAACGUGUCGGCCUUGAGGAAUAUGAGCUGUUGUAUCUUCGCCAUAAUAUCCAAGAUGGCCACCAAAAUGGCCAUUGCGUCAUCAAAUUGCGAUAACUUGCGACCUGGUCUGGUUAAGGUGGUGAAUCUUAUGACUUCAAAGUUACACAGCUGUGUUGUAACCAUCUGUUACCUAAUAUUGUCAAUGUUAAUGGAAACAUGGUUGCUGUGGGUUUCGGCAUCAUAUUGAUGUCGAACGACUACAAGCCCACUGCAUGAUUGAGGCCCCGAUGUCAACCAUCUUGUUGGUCUUGUUAUUCUUAAGCCACUAGAGCUUGCUCAUAACCAAUGAUACUGCCUAUAUUGGUUGUUUCGUUGGUGCAAUCUAGGUUCAGACACACAGAAAUGUUCCCAUUACCACCAUGCGUAAGAAACUUGUCGGUCACCAUUCAACUUGGGAAAUUGCGUUAAUCUAAACUGUUAUUCUAGCAAGUGUUCAAUCUUGACCUCCGUGAUCAACUGCACCUCUAUAUAUGCCUAAUAAAAUAAAGAUGGCGGAUGACAAGAUACAGUCGUAGUUAGGCUACCUGGGUGGCAACCUAGGAGUAUAAUGCGAUAAUCUAAUGUCAUCAGAACUAAUAAUAAUACAUGGUCUAAAAAGGUCGUGAGAUUGGUUGCAGUGGCCAUUUUGGCCGCCAUCUUGGAUAUUAUGAUGACACCAUCAAUAUGUCAAAUGGGUGAUAAGUGGGAAAGGAUCGAUUGCCCUUUUAAACAUUGGGUUUAAAGAGUUAACAAACACAAGCAGUUAUGGUAAAGCGAGAAAGAGGAUCACAUCCAGUAUUAUUGUACAUAUAGCUUUAUCAGAAAACCGAGCCAUUUCCGAAAGAACGAGCUUUUUGCCAACAAAGUCCCACGCCUUUAAUUCGAAAAUAAAAACUCCAAAAUCUCA
Molecule: messenger RNA, 3018 nt
Organism: Lineus longissimus
Lineage: Eukaryota; Metazoa; Nemertea; Pilidiophora; Heteronemertea; Lineidae
Product: multidrug and toxin extrusion protein 1-like
Exons: 14
Coding region: 138-2042 (634 amino acids)
Biological process (GO): xenobiotic detoxification by transmembrane export across the plasma membrane
Cellular component (GO): membrane
Molecular function (GO): antiporter activity; xenobiotic transmembrane transporter activity
Source: RefSeq, a predicted model, not a curated record